GUGAGCCGUUUUCUGGUGAUCGCUUGGGUCGUCGGGCCACUGGGAUGGCUUUCCGGAUGUCCGGGGGUGCAGUCUUACAAGUUGUCCGAGACGCCCAUCAACCUCACCAAUUCAGACAACCCGACAGACGCUGAGAAGGUGGCCAAAUUGUGGGAGAAGAACUUGGUGCAUGACGUGAAGGAAGACAGCAAAGUUCCCGAUCCGGAGCAGGCAGACAAUUCCACCAGUUCUUUCAAAGAUUUGGCCAAGCACCUGGAGUUCAUGAUGGUCAAGAUGGCGCAAGUGGAGACCGUGGUCCAAUUGCAGCAAGCCGAGAUCGCCGCCCAGCAGGCCGAAAUCGAUGCCCUCAAAGAGCAUGUGGGCUUGGACGUGCAGCAUGUCGAGAUGGCACGGAAACAUUCUCGAGAUCCCCACGCAGCAAGUCACGUCCUGAAAGCGGUUCUGGACAAGCACCACCACCAGCGUGAGACUCGCGACUUCCGUCCCGGUGCCCACAAGGAGCCCGUGGCCGAGGAUGGCUCGGUUCCGCCACGGCCCGAAAGCCAAGCAGAGGCCUUGCUCCAACGCCAGGCCCGGAGCUCUGAGAAGGAAGAGGAUUCGGAGAAUUUCUUGGAUGAGAGCCUUUCCAGCAAGUGGAAUCCACUUGACGAGUUCAAGAGAACGGUCAACAAAGCGGAGGUGAAAAAAAGGGGCAAGGCAGUUGAGUUCAUCCAGAACACGGUGAUCGACACCGUCGAUAUGGCAUACACCAUUCUGUCGAACUUCAUGGGCUUCGAGUUCGACUCCAGCUGCGACAACAGGCUUCCAAGUGCCGGACUGAACGGCCAAUAUCUUGACAUCAAUUUUGGCAAGCUGAAAUGUACUGCGACACUUGUUGGCACGACAAUCACCCUCUUCGACAUCCCCACGGUACAUAGAAAUUUCAAAUUGCCCGAUCCGUUGCACUAUCUGCCCGAGCAGAUAAAGACCGUUGCUAGAGCAAGCGGGGAGAACGUCGGAAGGGUGUUCAGUUUCAUGCACGAUAUCCUCCACACCGGCGGCUGCAACAGAGCCGACACCUUCCACUGCAUUGCCAAGCGCAUUUCGUCCUUCGUCAUGCAGUUUGAGCCGCCGCUGAAGUGGCUGCCCAGUCCCGUCGGUGUUCUUGCAGACUCGCCACUCAACUCCAUCAAGAGUUUGAUGGCCAUGGGCAAGGACCUGAUGCAUUGCCAGCACUUUGAGUCCGGCACGGAGCUGACGAAACGCCUUGGCUCCAAGAUCGUCAACCUGGUGCCGCCUCUGAGCUACUUGAACCGCCUGGGUGAAGUCAUGGCCGAGACCAUCGAGGCCUUUGCCAAGGCUGCCACGGCCUUGCUGAAGAAGGCCUUGAAAGGUGGCACGUCUCUCAUCCAGAAGGCCGCCAUCUCGGACUUCCCUGCAGUCGGAAAGAUGCCUGUGCGCCACCAGCAGGGCGAUCUGAUCGUUGAGGCACACUCGCAAGAGCUACACCCCUCACUGUUGGAGUUCUCUUCGAAUGACGCCCUUUACUCGGACGGCCCCGGGAUCAAGUUGAAGAAAGGUGAUGACGUCCAGGUCACGAACCUGAUCACGCAGUUCAAUGGCAGGGAGGCCAAUUCGGGCUCCUGUCUGGCUUUCGCUCCCCGGAAUAAGAACGGAGCUCAGGUAGGGAAUCACCAGGAGGCGACGAAAGGCGACUGGACGGCGGCAACGAAGGAUGACUUCGUCCAGCUGGAGCCUUGGGCGGUGCCCUGCGACAACACUUGGAUGAAGGACAACUGGAACAAAUGGCAAGGCUACUCCUUCUACACGGGAACGGCCGCCGUCGAGAAGUGCCUGUCAGUCACGUUCAAGAUAGACAUCCAGCCUGUGGUCGCCUUCGUCGCCGGCUUGUCCAUCAAGUUUUUGCCGACCCUCUUCGACUUGAUCACCACCGUGUGUUGGCCGAACCAGAUGCCGGGUGGUCUGGACUUGUCCGUCCUGCGUUCUGAGCUGAAAACCGGCGAUCACCUGCUGUUCAGCCGAACGCUGCGGCUUGCAAAGCGUUUCGGCUCUGACACGCAUUUCGUGAAGAAGAACCUCGGCACUGGCUUCCAGACCUGGAGAUCACCGCUUGGCAUCGCCAAAGGCGAGAGCAGACCUGCAUUCGCACCUAUGUCGCUGUUGGAGGGCAAUCGAAGCCAGGUUGAAGGCGGAGAGGGCGAGAAGCUCGAGACAGAGUCCUGGUAUUGGAAGACCGAGACGGAGGACCUCUACUUGGCAUCCGUCGACUAUGAUGAUUCCAUGGAGGUGAACACGACCUGGGAGAUGCGCGGGGCGGAUGCAGCACGGCACUUGAGUGCAAUGCAGGAGGCUCAGGCGCAGGGCAAGGAGGACAUCAUUCAGCUCUUCAACUUCAAGAAGCCGGGAAUGACGAACUUCCACAUCCAAGGCCUUCUCAAUGGCAAAAGCCUUGAGUUGGGCCUCCAGAUGGGUUUCGGGCCUUACCAGAGCCCAAGUCGGAGAAUCCCUUUGGCCGACAUCGGGGUCCAGUUUGCUGUUAUCCUUGCAGCGGUCCCCUGGAUCUCGGUGGAAACCAAGAAGACGGCGAUCGCUGCCUUGCGAGACUUCUCGACAGAGGACGCCGGGCGAGUCAAGGGACUUCCGCUGAGGCCAGGCUCCGUCAUUGCCCUGCACUGCACGCACAACAACCGCUACCUCUCCAUGGGUGGGGAUAACAUUUACGGCAGCCCGGGGGAGCGUCCCGAUGGGAUCAAGGAUUGGUGGACUCACCAGCGCUUUACCGUGGUAGAUGCAGGGAACGGCCAGAUCGCGUUGCACAAUGCGCUCCACAACAGGUUCCUCAAGUCAUUCGGCAGUGGAGUAAGUCCUCACAAAAAUUGGAACGAGCUUCCUCACAAUUGGGGCGGAGAGAAGUGGAAUGUGGUGGAUGCCGGAAACGGACAGAUUGCAUUGCAGGGCUCGUCGAAGGUCUUCCUCAAGGUCGACAAUGGCGGUGGGGCCGGCUUCACCCACCCUAUUGAUCAUCUGCCCGCACACUACACGUGGGAACGCUUCACGGUCGUGGCCGCUGAGGUGAAGCUGGUCCCUGGAUCAACAGUGGCUCUCUACAACACCCACCACCGAAAAUUCAUUGCCAUGAGAAAGGACCAUCUGGAACCCGGCGGUUACAGAGAAGGUGGUGACAUGCCCGAAGAAUGGACCCACGAGCGCUUCACCGUCAUCCAGAAGAACGGUCGAGAGAUUGCACUGCACAACGCUAGACAUAAUCGCUUCAUCAAGAUUAAUGGAGCGAGCCCGCACCAGAAUCCGGAUCAAUUUCCCCAAGGCUGGGGCAUGGAGGCCUUCGAAGUCUGGCCGGCUGUUGACGGAGAGAUGAUGCUCUGGAACCCUUCUGUCAACCGCUUCGUCCAAAUGGGUGGUGGCCACAUGGGCGAGAGUGGCCAUCCCCCUGCUGGGUUUGACACGCGCGGCUGGGCAUGGGAGCGAUUCCGCGUCGUGCAUGUCAAGCCAUACCUGGAGCCGGGGACCGUCGUGGGCCUGCACAGUGCAGUCCACAACCGGUUCCUGGAGAUGAGAGAUAACCACUGGAUGUACCGCAGCCCAGUGAAAGGCGUGGCAGACUUGCCCAACUGGUGGAGUUGGCAGCAUUUCAAGGUUGUCGAUGCCGGGAACGGCCAGAUCGGCCUCUACAACGAACACCACAGGCGGUAUGUAUCGAUGAAGGGCUGCCACAAGCAGCUGGGAACCCAUCAUGAGAGGCACGGAUGGGAAUCGUUCACGGUCGUGCCUGGAAGUGAUUUGUUCGACGGGGUUAUUGCCUUGCACAACUCGCACCACAACUGCUUCAUUCGCAUGACAGCCCAUCACGCAGAUGCCAGCUCUCCCAAGCCGAUCCAGGACCUUCCACAUCAUUGGAAUCAGGAACGCUUUCACAUCGUGAAAGUGGGAGUGGGAAACCAGGCUAGCGAGCCGGCCGGCAAACACCUGGACGUGUCUUUGACUUGA
Molecule: messenger RNA, 4005 nt
Organism: Symbiodinium necroappetens
Lineage: Eukaryota; Dinophyceae; Suessiales; Symbiodiniaceae
Source: the annotation of a GenBank genome assembly